UAUGUAAUUCAUUUAUUUAAUGAGGUAUACUAUUUUGAUGUUUGAAAAAUAGCAAAGCUAUGGCAUAUGAAGCAAAGAAGAUAGAAGAGAUUCAUGACGAAAUACUUGGAAGCACACUUGAAAAUGGAAGUUAUACAAAGCUUUAUAGCUUCAAACAUGUCAUCAAUGCUUUUGCAGUCCGUACCACUCCUUCUCAGGCCAAGAAACUAAAGAAAACAAAAGGAGUGAAGGCAGUAGAAGAAGACAAAGGAGUGAGACUAAUGACAACAUACACUCCUGAUUUCUUGGAACUUCCUCAACAAGUCUGGCCAAAGAUCUCCAGUGACGGUGGCAGACGUGCAGGAGAAGAUAUAGUAAUCGGUUUUGUGGACACUGGAAUUAACCCUACUCAUCCGAGCUUCGCCGCACUCGAUCUCACAAACCCUUACUCAUCAAAUAUCUCACGUUUGAAUUUCUCCGGCGACUGUGAGACCGGUCCUCUCUUUCCCGCCGGAUCUUGUAACGGAAAAAUCAUAUCCGCUAGGUUCUUUUCCGCCGGAGCUCGAGCUUCGGUUGCUCUCAACUCCUCAUUGGAUAUACUCUCUCCGUUCGAUGCGUCCGGCCACGGAAGCCACGUGGCAUCUAUCGCAGCCGGCAACGCUGGAGUUCCAGUGAUCGUCGACGGAUUCUUCUACGGCCAAGCCAGCGGUAUGGCCCCACGUGCACGAAUAGCCGUUUACAAGGCGAUUUAUCCAUCAAUUGGAACUCUUGUUGACGUAAUUGCAGCCAUCGACCAAGCAAUUAUGGACGGCGUAGAUGUAUUGACACUAUCGGUGGGACCGGACGAACCACCGGUGGAUAAGCCGACGGUACUCGGGAUAUUCGACCUAGCAAUGCUGUUGGCUAGAAAAGCAGGGGUGUUUGUGGUGCAAGCCGUAGGGAAUAAUGGCCCGUCACCUUCUUCUGUUUUGUCUUAUAGUCCGUGGGUCGUCGGAGUUGCAGCCGGAAAUACGGACCGGUCUUAUCCUGCCUCCCUUAUUCUUGACGGUGGCCAGACCGUUUAUGGCGUCGGACUAUCAGGUCCAACCCUUGGAGCUCCAUUACUUCAACACAGGCUAGUCUUAGCCAGAGACGCUUUUAGAACAAACAGCUCGGUUCUACAACCCCUAACAAGUGACAUUGAAGAAUGCCAGCGGCCGGAUAAUUUUGACCCAGCCGCGGUUUUUGGAACUAUUGUGAUAUGUACAUUUUCUGAUGGCUUCUACAAUCAGAUGUCGACCGUUCGAGCCAUCACCCAAACCGCUAGGACUCUUGGUUUCAUGGGUUUUUUACUCAUUGCAAAUCCUAGAUUCGGUGAUUAUGUUGCAGAACCGGUGUUAUUUUCAGUUCCUGGUAUUCUAAUCCCUACAGUAUCAGCUACCCAGAUUAUUUUGAGGUACUACGAAGAGAAAACCUACAGAGAUAAGAGAGGAAUAGUGACACAAUUUGGGGCACGUGCAAGAAUUGGUGAAGGCCGGAACUCGGUCUUCGCCGGAAAAGCACCGGUGGUGAGCAGAUUCUCUUCGAGAGGACCAGCUUUUAUUGAUGCAAAUCGGAAUCUUUUAGAUGUGCUUAAGCCAGAUAUUCUUGCACCUGGUCACCAAAUUUGGGGUGCUUGGAGCCUUCCUAGUGCCUUUGAUCCUAUUCUCACAGGACGGAGCUUUGCGAUAUUGUCGGGAACAAGCAUGGCCACUCCUCAUAUAGCGGGGAUUGGUGCGCUCAUAAAACAGCUUAAUCCUUCUUGGACUCCGGCAAUGAUUGCAUCGGCCAUCUCCACCACGGCCAACGAAUACGACAUUUCUGGUGAAAUUAUAUCAGCAGAGUCUUAUGAAAUAAGUGGAUUAUUUCCGUCUAAUCAUUUUGAUCAUGGUGCGGGCCAUGUUAAUCCUGCUAGAGCCUUAGAUCCUGGACUGGUUUUAUCCACGGGUUUUGAAGACUACAUAAGUUUCUUGUGUUCACUGCCAAACAUUAACCCGGUCACAAUCCGAGCCGCAACUGGAGUCUCGUGCACCACUGCAUUUAGCCACCCGGCGAACCUUAACCAUCCGUCAGUGACUAUAUCUGCCCUUAAAGAGUCACUUGUGGUGAGAAGAAGUUUCCAAAACGUCUCAAACAAGACUGAGACAUAUCUUGGUUCGGUUUUACCUCCCAAUGGUACAACUGUACGGUUAAUCCCAUCUUAUUUUACCGUACCACCACAGAGAACUCAAGAUCUGGAUAUCGAAUUCAAUGUCACACAAGUCUUAACCAAGUUCACAUUUGGUGAAGUUGUUCUUACCGGAAGCUUAAACCAUAUUAUAAGAAUACCGUUGUCAGUUAAAACCAUUUGAAAACAUAAAAUUUUCUUGUUUCUUGUCGAUCUCACUUAAAAUAAGGUAUUUAUUUUUAC
Arabidopsis arenosa is the source of this 2407-nucleotide messenger RNA. The record is from the annotation of a GenBank genome assembly. NCBI's taxonomy places the organism in Eukaryota, Viridiplantae, Streptophyta, Magnoliopsida, Brassicales, Brassicaceae.